Neoarthrinium moseri is the source of this 1713-nucleotide messenger RNA. RefSeq lists its product as uncharacterized. The transcript has a single exon. Bases 1 to 1713 code for a protein of 570 amino acids. NCBI's taxonomy places the organism in Eukaryota, Fungi, Ascomycota, Sordariomycetes, Amphisphaeriales, Apiosporaceae. The record is from RefSeq and is a predicted model, not a curated record.
AUGGUAUCCGUCUGGGCCUUUGUGGCUAUCGCCUCUCCGGGCAUCGUGCGUGCUCUUGCUCUGAAUGACAUAUGUACGGCGUCAUGCGCACAAGAUGCACUUCCAGCUGAAGGGUUUUACCCAGGCAUCACCAUCGACAGGUCUUCGGUGCAGGCUUCCUUGACAUACAAUGCCACGUUUGUCUCGGAAUGGUAUCCCACCAGUACUAUCGAGUACUGCAAUGUGACAUUUGCGUACUCUCACAACGGAAUCACCAACGAUGUCGUCCACGUGACAUACUGGAUACCUGCACCUGAAAACUUUCAGAAUCGUUACGUGUCGACGGGAGGCGGGGGCCUGGCCAUCAACUCGGGGACGCAAUACAUUCCUACGGGGAUCAUUGUUGGAGCGGUAUCCGGCAUUACCGAUGGUGGUUUUGGGUCGUUUGAUACCCCCUGGGAUGAUGCUUUCCUGCUCGCCAAUGAUACAAUCAACUGGCAAUCGACCUACAUGUUCGGCUACCAGGCGCACCACGAGCUGGCAACUCUUGGAAAGCAGUUCACCCGGAAUAUCUUCAACGUCUCGUCCUCCAGCAAGCUGUACAGCUACUAUCAAGGCUGCUCUGAGGGGGGCCGAGAAGGAUGGAGCCAGAUACAGCGCUUUGCUGGCCAGUUCGACGGUGCUGUAACAGGCGCACCUGCCUUCCGAUUCAGCCAGCAGCAGGUUAACCACCUCACUAGCAGCGUGAUAGAGCAGACUCUAGGAUGCUAUCCACCAAACUGUGAGCUGGAGAAAAUUGCCAACCUGACAAUCGCCGCCUGCGACGUCUUGGACGGGAGAACAGACGGGGUCGUCUCCCGCUCUGACCUUUGCAAAUUGACCUUUGACGUGAAUACGACCUUGGGAGAACCUUACUCUUGUGGCCCGUCCGAGGGAUCUCCAUCAUAUGGUAUACCCCCCGCCCCUGCCCAGAACGGGACUGUCACUGCCGAGGGGGUGGCGGUAGCAAGUACCAUUCUCGCUGGCCUUCAUGACUCCGAGGGCCGGCUAGUGUAUGUAAGCUACCAGCCCGGCGCAACAUUCGCAGAUGGCGCCACUGCGUACGACAAUGAGACGGAUACCUGGGGUCUCAAUAUCAUCAGCUAUGGCGGCGAAUUUGUCGCAAAGUACCUGCAGUUGCAAAAUGCCAGCAACCUCGCAAGCCUUGAUAACUACACUUACGACACUCUGAAGGAACUGAUGAUCCUCGGCAUGAACAGAUACUACGACUCUGUACAGACAACGUAUCCCGACCUCGGUGACUUUCAGAGCGCUGGGAGCAAAGUCCUCCACUUGCAUGGCGAACAGGACAAUUCGAUACCCACUGGCGCAUCUGUACACUACUACGAGUCAGUGAGAUCUGUUUUGUACGGGCAUCUCAGCUACAACGAAAGCACUGCGGCGCUGGACGAGUUCUAUCGACUAUUCCUCGUUCCUGGCGGUGGCCACUGCAGUUCCAACGAUUUCCAGCCCAAUGGCGGCUGGCCCCAGACGACGCUGCAGGCUAUGAUCGACUGGGUAGAGAAGGACGCCGCGCCGGACACCCUAGAUAAUACCGGAGAGAUCGAUACCAUCUGUAAAUGGCCCCUGAGACCAUUCUGGGCUGAAGAUGGAGUCUUGCAAUGCGUGUAUGACCAAGCGUCUAUUGAUACUUGGAUGUAUGAUUUCGACGCAUACAAGCUGCCUUUGUACUAG